AUGUCCGUCUUUCUCACUCAGUCUGCCCUAGACGGAUACAACGUGUGCAUCUUUGCCUAUGGUCAAACGGGCAGUGGCAAGACCUAUACGAUGGAGGGACCCGAUAACUUCACACAGGACACGAGGGGGAUGAUCCCACGCGCUGUCCAUCAGCUCUUCACCACUGCACACAAACUGGAGAGCAUGGGGUGGAUGUACAAGUUCACUGUCAGCUUUCUGGAGAUCUACAAUGAAACGAUCCGUGACCUGUUGGUCAGAAAACCGGAGAAGAAUGUUGAGUAUGAGAUCAAGCAACUGAGCAGCACCAAUCAGCAGCUCCACGUGACAAACCUCAAGUACGUGGGUGUUGAGACACAGGAAGAGGUCUACAAACUGAUUGCCAUUGCAAAAGCUAACCGAUCAGUGGCAAAAACCGCAAUGAAUGAUCACUCUUCGCGAAGCCACAGCGUCUUCCAGCUGCACGUAGAAGGGACGGAUUCUGCCCACGGUCUGCAAUGCACAUCAACCCUGUGUCUCGUGGACUUGGCAGGCAGUGAGCGCCUGGCUAAAUCUCAGUCAAAAGGCGAACGUCUGCGCGAGGCUCUGGCAAUCAACACAAGCCUGUCCUGCCUUGGACGUGUUUUCAUGUCGCUGUCCAACAAGGAGUCGCACAUUCCCUACCGGAGCAGCAAGCUGACCUAUCUCCUGCAGAACAGUUUGGGAGGCAACUCCAAGGUGCUGAUGUUCGUGAAUGUGUCUCCUCUGGAGGAAAAUUUCAGUGAAUCACUGAAUGCCUUGCGCUUUGCCUGUCAGGUGAACGAGUGUAUGAUUGGAACUGCACAGGUGAACCGGAAACACAUCAUGUGAGUGAACAGCUAUCCGAAGCCCAGAAAUGUAAGGCGUCUUCAGUAACAGUGCAUCUCCUCCAUUGCUCUCUUUGGUUUCCAGCUCAUGGGCGCUUUUUUAAUUAAUAUCUGCAUCAAUUUUAUUAGUGUCUUAAUCAAUAAAGAUGAGUUUGCUAUG
This is a messenger RNA of Hypanus sabinus (Atlantic stingray), 1002 nucleotides long. RefSeq names its product carboxy-terminal kinesin 2-like. The transcript has 7 exons. Gene Ontology annotation, biological process: microtubule-based movement. The coding region runs from base 1 to 846 and encodes 281 amino acids. Gene Ontology annotation, molecular function: microtubule motor activity; microtubule binding; ATP binding. NCBI's taxonomy places the organism in Eukaryota, Metazoa, Chordata, Chondrichthyes, Myliobatiformes, Dasyatidae. The record is from RefSeq and is a predicted model, not a curated record.